Saccoglossus kowalevskii is the source of this 1050-nucleotide messenger RNA. RefSeq names its product NADH-cytochrome b5 reductase-like. Gene Ontology annotation, molecular function: oxidoreductase activity. The record is from RefSeq and is a predicted model, not a curated record. Lineage: Eukaryota; Metazoa; Hemichordata; Enteropneusta; Harrimaniidae.
AUUUCCGGGUCUGUGGUGAUUGAUGGAUAAGUCACGAAGGUAAAUGGUUUCCAAAUAUGAAUACCAAGCUGCUGUGGUAACUAUGUACAAAGAAUGUAGAAAGAAAAUAAUUGGAAAUGCAUGAUGGGAGAUAGCAGUCACGAUUUGAAGUGGUUACCAGAGAAACCAUCAGAACCAUUGCCUAGCGACUGUUGUGGUACAGGAUGCGUGCCAUGUGUCUUUGACCUAUAUGAGGAAGAUCUCAAGUUGUGGGAAGAGAAAACAAAACAAGGACCUGUACAAGCAGUGCAGUGUGAUACACAGGAUGAUGUUGAACCUGCUAUAAGUCCUGCACAAUAUACAAGUUUUGUGAUUGACAGCAUAACCAAUGUGUCUUCUGAUAGCAAAAUAUACAGAUUUAAAAUACCAGGCAACAAAAGUUUUGGAUUGAAUAUUGGUCAGCAUCUUAUACUCAGAGGGGAAGUAAAUGGAGAAGUGAUAACCAGACAAUAUACACCAAUCAGUACAUUGGACUUGAUAGGAUACUUUGAUGUACUUAUCAAGAUUUAUCAGAAUGGUAAAAUGUCAUCAUAUAUCAAAACAUGGAAUAUUGGUGAUAAAAUAGAAUGGAGAGGACCAUUUGGCACUUUCUCAUACAAGCCAAACAAGUUUCAGCGUAUUAUAAUGUUUGCUGCUGGCACAGGAUUAGCUCCAAUGUUACAAAUAAUACAGUCAAUAGUCUGUAAUAAAGAUGAAGAUACAUUUGUACGUUUGAUAUUUUGUUGUCGUACAUAUGAAGAUAUCUUAUUGAAGUCAACUCUCAAUGAAUUCGCUGCAUAUUGGAAUUUCACUGUUUGUUAUGUAUUAAGUCAGGAGCCUAAUACAAGCAUUCAUCGCUAUGGUGAAGAAGUGCAUUAUGGGAGACUGGAUGAAGACUUGGUUGUUAAAGAGACAACCCCAGUCAGGUCAAAUACAAUGAUUCUGAUUUGUGGAACAAAAUCAUUUGAUAAAGAUAUAAUCAAGUACAUCACAAAGACUGGGUACACAAAAGAUUGUUACUUCAAAUUUUAG